AACGACUUCACGACCACGACCAUCACGCCUUGAACGACAGCUCACGAAGCAGCAUACGAUACGAUACAAACUGAAACAUUCAAGAUGCCCGGACGAGUCUCAACCGCCCGAUCGUCGCGGUCCUCCGCCGCGGUCUCCCACAAAUCCUCCGUCCAAACACUGAACUCGCGCGCAUCAACAGCAUCAAGAAUCUCCUCCCCCUACGUCGAAACUCCCGAAGAAACGCCAGAAAAUGAACUACGAACGCAAGUGUCUUCCAUGUUCCGCGAUGCGCAACGAACAACCGCUUCCCACCGAAAACUGGUGAUCAAUCUGCGGAAGAUCCAGGAAGCAUGUUGUUAUGAGCCCACGAGCAAGAAAAAGAACAAGACUGGCGCGGAAGAUUUCGAUGAGGAGCAGUUUACUUACGAAUUUACGAGAUGCGUGUUGAGAGUUAUGCCGGUAAAGAAGAGUGAGAGUGUGGGCGAACGCGCGAUUCGGUUUAUUGGGUUGUUUCUAAGACAUGCGAAUGAGAAGGAUAAUGAGCUUAUUCCGGAAGCUGAUCAGGAAGCGGGUAUUAUGGUUGAGACGCCGAGCACACGACUUACCUCACAUCUGAUGGCUGCGAUUCUACCUCUUCUUACGGCAAAGGAGAAAUUUGUUCGGUAUCGAUCAACACAACUGAUCUCCCAUGUUAUCAAUUCUUUGGAAGCUAUCGAUGAUGAUCUUUUCCAACUAUUGCGACAUGGUCUACUCAAGAGAAUUCACGAUAAGGAGGCGAUGGUUCGAGUACAGGCGGUGUUGGGACUAGGACGACUUGCUGGUAACGAAGCUGAUGGAGAGGCUGAGGACAGCGAUGAUGACGAUUCCGGAGCUGGCUUGCUCGAGAAACUGUUAGAUGUCUUACAAAACGACCCAAGUGCCGAUGUCCGAAGGUCUUUGCUGGUUAAUCUUCCAAUCUUACCCAACACUCUACCAUUUUUGUUAGAGCGAGCCCGGGACCAGGACCCUGCCACUCGACGAGCUCUUUACUCCCGACUUUUGCCAGCUCUCGGAGAUUUCAGACAUCUGUCUUUGUCUAUGCGAGAGAAACUCCUUCGAUGGGGUCUCAGAGACAGAGAUGAAAACGUCCGCAAGGCAGCUGGAAAGCUCUUCCGAGAACGCUGGAUCGAGGAUUGUGCUGGAACUGCUGAAGCUGAAGACGGUCAAGAAGGCGAAGCUGCGGCUGGAGAAGCCAAGCCACCAAGUUUCGACGGCUUACUCGAACUUCUGGAGCGUAUCGAUGUUGUCAACUCCGGUGUCGAGAAUGGAGUUGCUUUGGAAGCAAUGAAGGGUUUUUGGGAAGGCCGCCCGGAUUACAGAGACGCUGUUACGUUUGACGACAACUUUUGGGAUACUUUGACUGCUGAGGCAGUGUUCAUGGCACGAAGUUUCAAUGAUUUCUGCCUGAAUGAAGGCAACGGCAAAUUCGAGGCAUUGAUUGAAGAGAAGAUGCCCGAGGUUACAAAGCUGGCAUUCUAUCUUCUGCGCUAUAUUACUGUUUUAGUCGAGGCCUUGAAGCGGGUUGCCGCUCAAGAGCCAAGUGAGGACGAAGAGGAGGAAGAAACAGUUGAGCAAGAAUUUAUCGUCGAACAGCUCCUUCACAUCGCCCGGACUCUGGAUUAUUCUGAUGAGGUUGGACGAAGGAAAAUGUUUGCUCUUCUGCGUCAAUCACUUUCUAUUCCCGAUCUCCCAGAAGAGGUUACCAAGCUCACAGUUGAAGUUCUCCGAGGCAUUUGCGCUUCCGAUGCAGCUGGAGAACGGGAAUUCUGCAGCGUUGUUCUCGAAGCCGUCGCUGACGUCCACGACACUAUCAUGGAUGAAGCAGCCUCUGUUAACGAGGACGAGAGCUUCCACUCGGCAAAGUCUGUGGUUAGCUCAGAUGGAAGCCCUUCAAAGUCUCAGAAGACCGAGGAAGAGGACCAAGACAAGGCCAUUCGAGAGAUCAUGGUCAACAUGAAAUGUCUACACAUCGUCCAAUGUAUGCUCGAGAAUGUGGAAGGGAAUCUUCAACAGAACGCUAACCUGGUUGCGAUGUUGAACAACCUGGUUGUUCCAGCAGUCCGAAGUCACGAAGCUCCCGUUCGAGAACGUGGUCUCCUGUGUCUGGGUCUUUGCUCUUUGCUCGACAAAUCAUUGGCCGAAGAGAAUUUAACCCUCUUCAUGCAUUUCUUCAGCAAAGGGCAUUCAGCUCUCCAGAUCACCGCCCUACAAAUCCUCACGGACAUCCUCAAUCAACACGGCGCCCAGACCCUUGAAACCAACCCAGCCCUCCUGAAAGUCUACCUCAAAGCUCUGAAAUCCGGCAGCAAGACCCCAGAAGUCCAAGCCGCAGCCACCGUCGCCAUCGCCAAGCUGAUGCUCGGACGAGUUAUCUCCGACUCUUCCCCGGUAAUCGAGGACCUGCUCAGAACCCUCGUGGUCCUGUACUUCGACCCCAGCACAGCCCACAACCAAGGCGUGCGGCAAACUCUCUCCUACUUCCUCCCCGUCUACAGCUUCAGCCGGAAAGAAAACCAAGACCGGAUGCGCAAAGUAGCUCUCGAUGCCCUACACAAACUCUUCGAGGUACAAGAAACGCUCGACGAUGAGGGAGAUGCUGCGGUGGAGAUGGUAGGCAUCAGCACCAUCGGCGCUCACCUAAUCGAUUGGACGGAUCCAAGGAAAUGCUACGUACCAGGAAACCAACUCACGCUCGGUGAUGAAGGGUCCAAGAAAGCUGUAAACGGAGACGUGCACCUCGAGUUCGCUCGUGAUCUUCUUGAACGAUUAGGAUCAAGCAUUAGCAGAGAAGAGAAAAAGCUCCUCGCCCCUCUCCUCCAAAAACUGCACGUCUCACCAGCCUCAACCCAUUCCCUCCUCCGCGAAAUCUACGCCGAAGUCUCAGACGCCAUCAACUCGAAACUCGUCGCCGACGCCACGGGCCGUAAUGCUUUAUUCAAGAUCCACGUCUCUCUGGGCAAGAUCGUGAACUCUUUGAAAGAGAAAGAAGACGACAGCAACGAUUUGAGGGAGAGUAUGCGGAGUAGUGUCAAUAGUCAAAAGAGUAGGGAGAGUGUGGCUCCUUCUGUUGUAGGCGAGGAAGAGGAUGGUGCGGAUAAGACGGUAUUGGGGAAGGUGAAGGAGGGAGAGGUGGAAGAGGAGGACGAGGAUGAAGGGACGGUGAUUGGUGGGCGGAGGGACUCGCUUGUUAGUGAGCUGUUGAGUGAUGGGGAUGUGGAGAUGUCUGGGCUUUGAGUUGAGGCUGAGUUGGGUUCAUGAAUUAUGUUGAUAUUGGUUUCGGAAGGGCCAGGUUGCGGGGUUUUUUAUUUUGUUAGUUUGGUCCCUAAUGAAUGCAAUGAAAUACCUUCCUUCAGCCCAGAACUACAAUUCGUCGUGGAUUUUUUAGCAUCGAAGGAGUGAAUUUGGACGACUGAUUGGUGCUAGGGCUGAAUAUUGUGAGGAAUGAAAAAGAGGCAUGUGGAGAUGGGUUCGAGUGGGAAGCGAAUCAUGAAAAUCAAGGUGUACCAGAAGUAGCAUCAUUCUCGCCAUUCCAGCGUGCUCGCUGAAAGGAUGAAUUGCUUUAAGUUGCUCUUUAUCUGGACGCCGAGUGCUCAACACGACCUCCCCAAACA
Molecule: messenger RNA, 3632 nt
Organism: Hyaloscypha bicolor E
Lineage: Eukaryota; Fungi; Ascomycota; Leotiomycetes; Helotiales; Hyaloscyphaceae
Product: ARM repeat-containing protein
Exons: 2
Coding region: 85-3255 (1056 amino acids)
Biological process (GO): mitotic chromosome condensation
Cellular component (GO): condensin complex; condensed chromosome
Source: RefSeq, a predicted model, not a curated record